This is a messenger RNA of Rotaria sordida, 291 nucleotides long. The record is from the annotation of a GenBank genome assembly. NCBI's taxonomy places the organism in Eukaryota, Metazoa, Rotifera, Eurotatoria, Philodinida, Philodinidae.
AUGUCAAAUGAUGAAAUUCAAUUAUUUAAAAAUUCUAUAGGAGAAUUUAUAGGAAUAAAUAGGUUUUUUCUAACAAAUCUUCAUCGACAACAAGCAUUAUUUUAUCUAUACGAUAAUGAUAUAACAAAGGAUUAUGAAAAAGUUCUAUUUGAAAUUUCUAUUGAUCCAAAUAAAUCAUAUUGUUAUAUAACAUCAUUUAAUAAUUUUUUAAAUGACGAAAAAAUACUUUUUACAUUAGGCCCAAUAUGUCGUUUAGUUAAUAUACAACAACAAGAUUAUGGAAAAAUUUAA